GGAAUUCUCCAAGGACCCCCGUGACAAACGUACCUGUCCUGUCAUGAUUUUGAGACUGAAAUCAUCUUUCUCCUCCCAGGACUCCUAGGUGUUCUAGUCUGAAGCCAUCCUUAUUCUCAAUGCCCCCUCUCAAGCCCUCACUCUCUGCCUGAAUUCUUCCUUCAUUCCUGGACCAGGGACAGUGGAAGACAGGAUGUCGGGAACUCCUUCAACAACUCCUAAGGCAGAGGGGAGCCAUGAGAGAUGGGCCGGGAAAUGUAAAGACCAGGUCAGGCAGGGGAAAAAAGGAGCUUUUUAGCACAGCAUCAUCUGAAAAUGCAAGACAAGAGAGGCCCUUGGUGGCAACAGCGGAGCGUGACUUCCAUCCUCAGGGCCAGCGCCUAACCACUGCUCUCCGUCCAUGUCUGCGAAACACCACUGGCCCUGAGAAUCCACUGCAGCUGAGAUCCUGCACCCCAGUGGCUGCACUCAAGCUGCCAACUGAAGCAGAGAGCACUCCCUGCACUGCAGGCUCAUGCCUGUGUGCCCUGCUGCCUCCAGGGGUGGCUGCCUUCCACCAGAGAAUGGACAACUGGCAUCCUGAGGACAUAGAAGUUAGUAGGGUUUGACUGCAGUCAGUGGCAAAUUCCAUGGAUGGAAAGGCAUUCCCAGCUCCACAAAGACAAGCAUAGUGAAGGCUGGAGUUUAGAUGAUUUGUUCCCCAGAAGGCUUUCAAUCAUUCAGCAUUCGUCCCUCAGUGCCAGGCACCCAGUCCAAUGCUGGGUACUGAGUGGUGAGCAAGACAUGCCUGAACUUACGGAGCUUCCUGUCUGGGCCUGAUCCAGGGAUGGCCUCCGCCUCCACCGCAACGGACAUUGCCAUCAUUGCAGGUGUGAUUGCGGCCGUGGCCAUCGUCCUAGCCUGCCUCCUGUUCGUCAUGCUGCACUACAUGUGCCGGCACAAGGGCACGUACCACACCAAUGAGGCCAAGGGCACAGAGUUUGCUGAGAGUGCGGACGCGGCCCUGCAGGGCGACCCUGCCCUCCAAGAUGCUGGUGACAGCAGCAGAAAGGAGUACUUUAUUUGAGGGGCAACAAACUUCACUUCCCCAAACGCCUUCUCCAGCUCCAUCAGGAAAAAUGCACCCCACUGUCCAGCAUCCCUACUGAUACCACCAGGCAGCCAGAGAGAGCACUUGCUCCUUCCCAAGAUACGCACCUGGGAACACUAGGUCCCUGCCCAGGAAGGAACAGAGGAGGACUCGGGCUUCAUCAGGCCUCGCCCAGGGACCCAGGGAGGCAGUGGCCACCUCAGAGGCCACCCUUUGCUCCACUGAGGUGGGAGAAAAUCUGGGCACACAGGGCCCCUGGGCAGUGCAGGACAACAUCAUGUCACUGGCAGGAAAGUCUUUGUUGAGGGUGAAGGGGUGCUGGGGUACCCAGGGGCUGGAGAGGCAAGGACAUAAGUCAUCUAUAUGCUGACUGGGGAUAAUGGCAUCAAAUGUCAGCCCUUGACAUUUGGGGGAAACAGCAGGUGCCAGAGCUGAAAGGUACCUUUGUCUCCCAUUGAUCCAGCUCAGAACGAUUGGAAAUAAAUUUGAAAUGUAACCGAGCA
Saimiri boliviensis boliviensis (Bolivian squirrel monkey) is the source of this 1593-nucleotide messenger RNA. The record is from RefSeq and is a predicted model, not a curated record. Lineage: Eukaryota; Metazoa; Chordata; Mammalia; Primates; Cebidae.